Messenger RNA from Choloepus didactylus (southern two-toed sloth), 1771 nucleotides. It is a transcript of the gene HAS3, whose product is annotated as hyaluronan synthase 3. The coding region runs from base 68 to 1729 and encodes 553 amino acids. The record is from RefSeq and is a predicted model, not a curated record. NCBI's taxonomy places the organism in Eukaryota, Metazoa, Chordata, Mammalia, Pilosa, Megalonychidae. Gene Ontology annotation, molecular function: hyaluronan synthase activity. The transcript is spliced from 4 exons. Gene Ontology annotation, biological process: extracellular matrix assembly; hyaluronan biosynthetic process.
CAAACAGCUCCUCCGUGCGUAGAAGUCGGAGUGGGGAAGAUUUCUAUCGGCUCUCCGGCUUUGUAGGAUGCCGGUACAGCUGACAACAGUCCUACGUGUGGUGGGUACCAGCCUGUUUGCCCUGGCAGUGCUGGGGGGCAUCCUGGCAGCCUAUGUGACAGGCUACCAGUUCAUCCACACAGAAAAGCACUACCUGUCCUUUGGCCUAUACGGAGCCAUCCUGGGCCUGCACCUGCUCAUCCAGAGCCUGUUUGCCUUUCUGGAGCACCGACACAUGCGGCGGGCUGACCGGAUGCUGAAGCAGCCUUCUCUGCUGCAGCGCUCAGUGGCCCUCUGCAUUGCCGCCUACCAGGAGGACCCUGACUACUUGCGCAAGUGCCUGCGCUCAGCCCAGCGCAUUGCCUUCCCUGAUCUCAAGGUGGUCAUGGUGGUGGAUGGCAAUCGCCAAGAGGAUGCCUACAUGCUGGACAUCUUCCAAGAGGUGCUGGGUGGCACUGAGCAAGCUGGCUUCUUUGUGUGGCGUAGCAACUUCCAUGAGGCGGGUGAGGGUGAGACGGAGGCCAGCCUGCAGCAGGGCAUGGACCGCGUGCGGAACGUGGUACAGGCCAGCACCUUCUCGUGCAUCAUGCAGAAGUGGGGAGGCAAGCGUGAGGUCAUGUACACAGCCUUCAAGGCCCUUGGCGAUUCAGUGGACUACAUCCAGGUGUGUGACUCUGACACUGUGCUGGAUCCUGCCUGUACCAUCGAGAUGCUUCGAGUCCUGGAGGAAGAUCCCCAAGUAGGGGGCGUUGGGGGAGAUGUCCAAAUCCUCAACAAGUAUGAUUCCUGGAUCUCCUUCCUGAGCAGUGUGCGGUACUGGAUGGCCUUCAACGUGGAGCGGGCCUGCCAAUCCUACUUUGGCUGCGUGCAGUGUAUUAGUGGGCCCUUGGGCAUGUAUCGCAACAGCCUCCUCCAGCAAUUCCUGGAGGACUGGUACCAUCAGAAGUUCCUAGGCAGCAAGUGCAGUUUUGGGGAUGAUCGGCACCUCACCAACCGAGUCCUGAGUCUUGGUUACCAGACUAAGUACACAGCACGCUCCAAGUGCCUCACAGAGACUCCAACCAAGUACCUCCGGUGGCUCAAUCAGCAGACCCGCUGGAGCAAGUCUUACUUCAGGGAGUGGCUCUAUAACUCUCUAUGGUUCCAUAAGCACCACCUCUGGAUGACCUACGAAUCAGUGGUCACGGGUUUUUUCCCCUUCUUCCUCAUUGCUACAGUCAUUCAGCUCUUCUACCGUGGACGCAUCUGGAACAUUCUCCUCUUUCUUCUGACUGUGCAGCUGGUGGGCAUUAUCAAGGCCACCUAUGCGUGCUUCCUUCGAGGCAAUGCAGAGAUGAUCUUCAUGUCCCUUUACUCUCUUCUCUAUAUGUCAAGCCUCCUGCCAGCGAAGAUCUUUGCCAUUGCUACCAUCAACAAGUCUGGCUGGGGCACUUCUGGCAGAAAAACCAUUGUAGUAAACUUCAUCGGCCUCAUCCCUGUGUCCAUCUGGGUGGCAGUCCUUCUGGGGGGGCUGGCUUACACAGCUUAUUGCCAGGACUUGUUCAGUGAGACAGAGCUUGCCUUCCUUGUCUCUGGGGCCAUCCUGUAUGGCUGCUACUGGGUAGCCCUCCUCAUGUUGUAUCUGGCCAUUAUCGCCCGGCGAUGUGGGAAAAAGCCAGAGCAGUAUAGCUUGUCUUUUGCUGAGGUAUGACAUAGCCCCCAAGCCUAGCGGGAAAAGUGCAAUGGGUAGGGG